UGGUGGAUCCCAGGUUGGAUCUUUAGAAUUUGUAAAGCAGAUGUGAAAUGAUGCGAAGAUCUUUCACAGCAUUAUUAUACGAAACUGGCCGUACUAACUCAUCAAACCUGUCUUUCUUCACGUAACAAUUCCAUUCGUCUUCCUCACUCUGUCACUGCACUCUCAAUGUCCAACCAAGUGUCUAAUCGCUUGGUGGUCGACAAGGCCAUCAGGGAUGACAAUUCGGUGAUUUUUCUUCAUCCGGAGACCAUGAAGAAGCUCCAGCUCUUCCGCUGUGACACCAUCCUGGUCAAGGGGAAGAAAAGGAAAAAUACCGUUUGCAUUGUAGAUGCUGAUGACACAUGCGAGGAGCCAAAGAUAGGAAUGAACGAAGUGGUGAGAUCAAACCUGAGGGUUAGAGUGGGAGAUGUUGUUUCUGUGCAUCAAUGUGCUGAUGUCAAGUACGGAAAGCGUGUUCACAUACUUCCCGUGGAUGACACCAUUGAAGGGAUUACUGAAGAUCUCUUUGACGCAUACUUGAAGCCUUACUUCCUAGAGACAUAUCGCCCUGUGAGGAAAGGUGAUCUCUUCCUUGUUAGACGAGAAAUGAGAAGCGUCGAGUUCAAGGUUAUUGAGACCGAUAAUGCCGAAUAUUGUAUUGUUGCCCCAGAUACAGAGAUCUACCUUGAGGGAGAACCUGUGAAGAGGAAGGGUGAGAAUGGAUUAGACGAGGUUGGUUAUGAUGAUGUUGGUGGUGUUGGGAAGCAAAUGGCUCAAAUUAGGGAGCUCGUAGAGCUGCCAUUGAAACAUCCACAGUUAUUUGAAUCAAUUGGUGUGAAACCGCCUAAAGGAACCCUGCUGUAUGGACCUCCUGGAUCUGGGAAAACCCUACUUACGAGGGCAGUUGCAAAUGAAACUGUUGCCUUCUUUUUCUGUAUCAAUGGACCAGAGAUAAUGUCAAAGGUGGCUGGUGAAAGGGAAAGCAAUCUCAGGAAAGUUUUUGAGGAAGCAGAGAAAUAUGCACCUUCCAUCAUCUUUAUUGAUGAUAUCGAUUCAAUUGCUCCGAAGCGAGAGAAGACUCAAGGAGAAAUUGAGACGAGGAUCGUUUCUCAGCUGCUAAAACUCAUGGAUGGUUUGAAUUCUCAUGCCCAUGUCAAGGUUAUCGGAGCUACUAACCAACCAAACAGCAUUGACCCAGCUUUGAGAAGAUUUGGGAGAUUUGACACGGAAAUAGAGGUAGGAAUUCCAGACGAAGUUGGGCGCCUUGAAGUCCUCCGCAUCCAUACAAAGAAGAUGAAGCUUGCUGAAGAUGUUGAUCUGGAAAGAAUUGCUAAGAACGCUCAUGGCUAUGUUGGUGCUGAUCUGGCUGCUCUCUGCACUAAAGCUGCACUUCAGUGCAUCAGAGAGAAUUCGGAUGUCAUUUACUUGAAAGACGAACCGAUAGACGCGGAGAUACUCAACUCUAUGGUAGUAACAAAUAAGCACUUCCAAACUGCUCUCGGAGCAAGCAACCCUUCUGCUCUCCCAGAGACAGUGUCUGAACUACCAGAAGAGAGCUGGGAAGGUAAUGAAGGUAUUGAGAGUGUUAAAAGGGAGCUUCGAAAGUUACGGUUAUUUGUGUUCUUUUGUUCUCUGUGUAUGCUUCUAUCAUUUGUGAGGUCUUGAGAAUGUUAAAAUAUGUUACGUGUCACUUUUUCCGUUGGUCGAGUGUGGUAAUGCAUAGGUAGAUUUGGGACCACGUGCACCAUGUCCGUGUUUACCAUGUGACAACGAGGGGCUUGCAUGAAUUUCAAUUCUUCGCAUUAUGUUCCGGUGCA
Molecule: messenger RNA, 1796 nt
Organism: Eucalyptus grandis
Lineage: Eukaryota; Viridiplantae; Streptophyta; Magnoliopsida; Myrtales; Myrtaceae
Product: cell division control protein 48 homolog E
Exons: 5
Coding region: 166-1644 (492 amino acids)
Biological process (GO): retrograde protein transport, ER to cytosol; mitotic spindle disassembly; autophagosome maturation
Cellular component (GO): VCP-NPL4-UFD1 AAA ATPase complex; cytosol; nucleus
Molecular function (GO): ATP binding; ATP hydrolysis activity; polyubiquitin modification-dependent protein binding
Source: RefSeq, a predicted model, not a curated record